CGGACGCCUGCACUCGCUGAUUAGAGGGAUGCAGGAAGGUCUCGCAUGAGAAGUUUGGUCGCAGCAAAAAAAUUUCUUUGGCAGUUUUGCCAGAUGGGGACAUGCUGUGUGAGGUCACUCCAUAUCAUGGCUGGCCUUUUCAGUUUGGUCUUCUUAGCUGUCAGCACCUUCACUCAAGACUUGCCAUCAACCCUACAUGGAUGCACAGAUGGAAGCUGUUACCCAGCAACAGGCAACCUCCUCAUUGGUCGAGCUGCUAACCUGACAGCUACCUCAACCUGUGGCCUGCAUGUUCCAGAGCAAUAUUGCAUUGUCAGCCACCUGCUAGAGAAAGACAAAUGUUUUUCGUGCAACUCCAAAUCGCCAUAUGACCCUAUCAGGAAUAAGUACAGCCACCGGGUGGAGAAUGUCAUCUACUUGAAAGACAGGAAUGGAAACCUCAACUGGUGGCAGUCAGUCAACGGUGAGGAGAACGUCACUCUCAGGCUGGAUCUGGAGGCUGAGUUCCACUUUACUCAUCUCAUCAUGAAGUUCAGAACAUUCAGGCCUGCUGCCAUGGUCAUUGAACGCUCUAUGAAUUUCGGUCAAUCUUGGAAUCCCUACCGCUACUUCUCCUACAAUUGCACCAGGAUGUUCCCUUAUGUGCCUGCCCGCGCCCCCCGUUUUGUUACCGAUGUCAUCUGUGAGGAGCGCUACUCUAACAUCGAGCCUUCCUCCAGUGGGGAGAUCAUUUACAAAGUGCUUGAUCCUGCUAUUCAUGUCAAAGACCCCUACAGUCGUGACAUUCAAGAUCUUCUCCGGAUCACCAACCUGCGCGUCAGAUUCAUCAAGCUGCACACCCUGGGGGACAACCUCCUGGACCGACGUCCGGAUGUGCUGGAGAAAUACUACUACGCCGUGUACGAGCUGGUGGUGCGAGGCAGCUGCUUCUGCUACGGCCAUGCCUCUGAGUGCACCCCCGUUCCUGGCAUCACAGGCAAUGAAGUCGGCAUGAUCCAUGGUCGGUGUGUCUGCAAGCACAACACAGAGGGGCUGAACUGCGAGCACUGCAAGGACUUCCACCAAGAUGUGCCCUGGAGGCCAGCUGAGCUGGGGAAGCCACAUACCUGCAAAGAAUGCAACUGCAACCGGCACUCCAACAAGUGCCAUUUUGACAUGGCUGUGUACCUGGCCACGGGGAAUGUGAGCGGCGGCGUUUGUGACAACUGCCAGCACAACACCAUGGGGCGUAACUGCGAGAUGUGCAAGCCCUUCUACUACCAGGACCCUGCCAGGGACAUCCGGGACCCCGCAGUGUGUGUCCCCUGUGACUGUGACCCCAUGGGCUCGCUGAAGGAUGGCGAGUGUGACUCCUACACAAAUCCCAGCUUGGGCAUGAUUGCCGGACAGUGCCACUGCAAGCUCAACGUGAGGGGUAUGCGCUGCGACUACUGCAGGGACGGCUUCUUUGGCCUCAGCGAGAGCGACCCGCAGGGCUGCCAGCCGUGUCACUGCGACCCACGGGGCAUCGUCUCUCCGGCUUCACCCUGCGACCAGAUCAGCGGUGACUGUGCCUGCAAGAGGCAUGUCACCGGCCGCUACUGCAGCGAGUGUCAGACUGAGUACUGGGGGCUCAGCAAUGAUGUCUCUGGGUGCCGGCCGUGUGACUGCGACUUUGGAGGAGCUUAUGACAACAGGUGCAUAACAGAAGAUGGACAGUGCAAAUGCCUCCCCCACCUGGUAGGUCGCCAGUGCUCAGACGUGCAAUCGGGAUACUUCUGUGCGUCGCUGGAUUUCUACAAGUACGAGGCGGAGGAAGCCGAGGGGCUUUCGCCGGACAGCCAAUCCCUGCCAGGACACCCACGACCAAAGGCUGAAGUCGAUUGUGUGCAGCAUCUCAACAACCAGCUGCAGAGGCACCGCCGUCACCGCCGCAUAGCCAGCAUGCAGCAACAGAGGGCAGCAUUGAGACGCAUCCGCCAGCUGCAGCAAAAACCAGAUAUACAGAUCAUUAACAGGGUCAGGACUCCUGACCAAAUGGUCACCUGGACCGGACCUGGGUUUGCCAGGGUCAAGGAUGGCGCCGGUCUUGUGUUUACCAUCAACAACAUCUCAUAUGCUAUGGACUAUGACAUCCUGAUUCGCUAUGAGCCAGAGUCCACAGAAGACUGGGAAGCCAUAGUCAGUAUCAGGUCUGUGGAGCUGCCCUCUAGCACCCGUUGUGGGAAUGUCCUGCCCACUGAACAGAUUUACACUGUCACCCUGCCACACCAUGGAAGGUACUCACAAAUGCCUCGGCCCUUCUGCUUUGAGCCAAAUAACCGCUACAUUAUAGCCGUCCGCUUCCAGCGACACCAAGCCACUUACCGCCAUCUGACUGCCUUCAUUCUGAUUGACUCGCUAGUUCUUAUCCCCAAGUACACGGACCUGCCUGGCUUCUUGGAGGGCACGCCUGCAUCAGAACACCGCCGUAAGGAGAUGCUGCACUAUAUGUGUGUGGGGUCCUUCAUGAUGACGCCCCUGCCGCCUUUGGCAGAGAUGUGCACCAAGCUCAUUUGCAGCAUCUCUGCUGUGAUGCACAACGGCGCCCUGCCUUGUAAUUGUAACCUCCAGGGAUCACUCAGCACAGAGUGUGAAAAGGUCGGAGGUCAGUGUCAGUGUAAGUCCAAUGUGGUGGGUCGCCAGUGCGACCAGUGUGCCCCAGGAACCUACGGCUUUGGGGGACCUUAUGGCUGCACUGCUUGCGAAUGCCACAAGUCAGGAUCCCACAGCCACCAGUGUGACCUAGUGACGGGUCAGUGCCCGUGUAGGGCAGGGGCCAGCGGACAGCGCUGUGCCGACUGCCAACCCGGCCAGUGGGGCUUCCCCUACUGCAGACCAUGCCAGUGCAAUGGGCACGCAGACGACUGCAACAGCCAGACGGGUGCCUGCCACAGCUGCAGGGAUUAUACCACUGGGGACUACUGUGAUAGAUGUGUGGAAGGUUUCUAUGGACACCCAGUGCUAGGCUCUGCGGAGCACUGCCGCCCAUGCCCGUGCCCUGGGAACCCAGGCACCGGCCACUCUUGCCACGCUGAGCACAAUCAGAUCGUCUGUCACUGCCGACAGGGCUACACAGGUUCACAGUGUGACCGCUGUGCCCCUGGUUACUUCGGGGACCCUGAAAGGCAAGGAGGAGAGUGCCGCCCUUGUCAGUGCAACAAUAACAUUGACCCCCUGGACCCUGAGUCAUGUGACCCUCACACGGGUCAGUGUCUCAAGUGCUUGUAUUAUACAGCUGGUCCAUCCUGCUCCCAGUGCAGAGAGGGCUACUAUGGGAACGCCUUGCUUCGAGACUGCAGAUACUGUACCUGUGUGACGGCGGGCACGCUGCCGGCCCACUGCACAGGGGGUCAUUGUUCCUGUGACCAGCAGACGGGGGCGUGUCUGUGCCGACCCAGUGUGGUAGGACGCAACUGCGACCAGUGUGCAGCCAACCACUGGAACUUCGGGACAGACUGGGGCUGCGAGCCAUGUGGCUGCCACCCUGGCCACGCUGCCGGGUCACACUGCAACCAGUUCAGUGGACAGUGCCACUGCCGCCCCGGGUUCGGGGGAAGGAACUGCUCCGAGUGUCCUCAGUUCUCCUGGGGAGACCCUGAGGUCAGGUGCCAAGAAUGCAAUUGUCACCCAGAGGGCUCCAGGACGCAGCAGUGUAACCCACUGACGGGGGAGUGCGAUUGUGUGGAGAAGGCGAUGGGGCGCCUCUGUGACACGUGCGCACGCGGCUACACUGGCAGAUUUCCCCACUGCAAUCCCUGCCACCCUUGCUUCAAACAAUGGGACACCGUGGUGCAGGAGCUGCAGAAGGACCUGGAUCAAAUCAGAGACAUCGUUCGGCAGAUUCAGGAAACUGGCGUCGCCCCAGGAAUCGGCGACAGUCGCAUUCGGGACCUGGAGAGGAAGCUAGCCACCAUCCGGGAUUUGAUUGGCAGUGGGGUGGGAGAUGAGGUCUUUGAGCUGAUCAGCCAGGCCCUCGACGAGCUGAGGGAGGAGAUUGCGCUGACUGACGGCCGACUGAUGGGCUUGGCCAAUGAGCUGAAUGACACCGCGGUGGCCGAGGGACAGCUGCGCUGGAACCUGACACAAGUAGAGGAGGACCUCAGAGACAUGAACAUCACGUUAGCUCAGAAGCGUCACGACCUGGACAAUCUGCUUAACGCUGGGUUCGCAGAGCAGUUUGAAAGAGUGCGGAAGUACUACAGGGAGUCCCAGAACGCAGAGCACCUGUGCAAUUCCUCGGUGUCAGGCCCGGACAGCCCCGUGACCCAGUCUGCUGACACGCGCCAGCAGGUUGAAGACCUGCUUGCCAGUAAUCAUGGCAGUCUUCUGCGCAUGAUGGCUGCCCAGAACAAAUCCCUGGCCAAUCUUCAGAUGGAAAUCGAAGGCCUGGACCAGACUGUGCGGAACCUGAGUGAAAAAGUGUGCGGUGGUCAUGGGAACCUCACCGAUAAUGGCACCUGCCCAAAGAGUCUUUGUGGGGGCUCUGGCUGUAAGGACAAUGAAGGACAAAGGCAUUGUGGAGGAGAGGGGUGUUCCGGGACUGUGAGUGCUGCAGCGAGAGCCUUAACGAAGGCCAACAAUGUUACCCAGAACAUCAACAUUGUUAACGAGGAGCUAGAUGUGGUCGCUAAGAAGCUCCGUGAUGUGAGAAUGCUUACCAGUGAUGUGAAGAUGAAGGCCAUGGAGACUCUGGAAAAAGCACAGAGUAAGAAGGCCUAUUUUGAAAAUUCCAACAAGAAAUUGAAGGAUUUUAUCAAGGAAAUCAGAGAUUUCCUCACAGAGGAGGGCGCAGAUCCAGAGAGCAUUGAGAAGGUGGCGCAGAAGGUGCUGAACAUCUCCCUACCACUCAAUGCUAGUGACCUGCUCAAAAUCGUGGAGGAGAUCAAAAAGAGCAUUGUCAACCUCACCAACACUGAGAGCAUCUUCAACCACACUUUCAAUGAGCUUCAGAAAGCCAUGGACCUUCUACAAAAGGCAAAGGAUGUCAAGAUGCAGGCAGAUGGGGUGAAGGACAUUAGCAACCAGACGAAGCAGGCCUUGGAAGACGCGCAGAAGGCCGUCGAUGCAGCCAAAAAGGCUCUGAGGAAUGCUGAGGAGAACCUCAACAACACUAAUUCUUCCAUUUCUGAGAUGGCCAGUAAGCUUAAUAACACGGAACAGAAGCUGAUGGAUGCCAUGAUGAAGCUGGCCAACCUCUCAGAGGCGCUGGGACCACUGCAGAAUAAGACCAAGCAGAACAGGCAGAUGGCAAGACUGUCAGUACUUUGUACUUCAUACAGUAUAUUCUCAUGCUUCCCAAUCUUCCAGGAGGUUGAAGAUGCAAGAAAAAAAUACAAAGACCUGCAGGACAAAAUAAAAGCAAUAGGUGGAGGUACUGAAGGACUGGAUAAUAUAAGACAGAGGACUGAGGACAUCAAGAGGCAAGCUGAAGAUCUGCUGAACAAGGCCAACAAGGGCAUGGAAGAUCUGCAAGAACUUGAGGACACAUUUCAGAAUAAUGAGAAGGUGAUGCAGGCUCAGAAAGAUGAGCUGGAAGAGUUGGAGAAGAACAUUACCCUUAUCAUGGAGGACAUACGGGAGAAAGUCAAGUAUUACAGCACAUGCUUGAAGUAGCACAUUGCCACACCAUUACAGACACCUCACACAGGGGACCAUGGGAAGUUCUGAUGACCGUAAAUGUAGUGAAAUGGUUUCACUGUCUACACGCACCCAUCCCCUUCUUAACUCUCUUUUUGGAAAUCAACAAGAAACCUUGUUGUAUUUCUCUUGUAUGUAUAUGAACCAUGUGGGCACAAAUAUCACUAAUCACCAUGACACUGUUCAACAAAUACUGCUCUCCAUAGAAGCUUGGGAUAUGAAUCCUCUGUAACUGUGGCCAUCUCAGCUCUAUGCAUCAUAUUGAGACUUUGGCAAUGUCCUGGAGUUACUGGAAAUGUAAAAGUUCUGUGCCCCAACUGGUAAAUUUGUCAUGUUUGUGAAGAGCAAUGUAAUAUUAUUCAGGAACCACUUUAAUUACCUGACUCUGUAUUGAUUGAAUAUAUUAUAUUGUUCUCUAUUGAUUUCAAACAUAAGCAAUAAAUAUGCAUUUAAUAUAAUUUUA
Messenger RNA from Paramormyrops kingsleyae, 6121 nucleotides. The record is from RefSeq and is a predicted model, not a curated record. NCBI's taxonomy places the organism in Eukaryota, Metazoa, Chordata, Actinopteri, Osteoglossiformes, Mormyridae.